AUGACUUCACAGUUUUUUACAGCUUUUAACAGUAUAAAGAUCCAAUACCAUGAAGUUUUCUUUACGAUCAUUAUUUUCGUCUAUUGCUCUACGCUAUCAAGAGCCAAUGAUCUUCAAAUCUCCUUGGAUUUCCCCAACUAUACAAAUGAGUUUGGACAUCAUCAGUGCGAGGAUGAUAUCGCUUUAAACUUUUCUAAUACAGUGAUCACUUCUAUCGGUCAGAAUUUUAUCAGUAAUCCUCUGAUAACUUGUCUGAAUCUCACGAAUAUUGGCAUCCAAAGCAUCCAGUACGGCGCCUUUAACAAACUUCCUAAUUUAACCCAACUGUUCCUUUCUAAUAACAACAUAAAUUUGGAAAAGCUCUUCGACUUCGGGAGUCACGAAAACUUGAAGGUUCUUAUUCUGAACAGCGCAAACACCGAACGCAACUAUUAUGAUCAUUACAGCAUACAUUUCCAAAAAUAUCCUAAUUUAGAAAUCCUAUCUCUACGUAGAAAUGGUAUCAACGACUUGCAAACUUCCAUCAAGGAAAUUUCAUUCCCAAAACUGAAGAUCCUAGAUCUUUCCAGCAACAAAAUACAAGGUAUUAAUUUUUUAGAGUUGCUGCCAAAUAGUUUGUACAUUCUCGAUCUUCACCAUAACUCGCUCGCUUCUUUGGCUUUUGACAAGAAAAAACUGAACUUGUUAGCGUUAAACUUGGAUAACAAUAAUCUGAGAUACGUGAAGAAGUACAUUGAUUCGCAUAAUCGACAUAAUUACGGAUAUGGAAGAAAGAAUAACGAUCAAUAUAUUUCGCAUAAUAAUCCACGUAAUUUUGGUCUAGCCAUGGCUGGCCUGGAAAAAUUGCACUACCUCUCCAUUUCUGGAAACAACAUCGAUUUCGUGGAAUCGGACGCUUUCGAGGAUAUCAACAAGUUGGUCUAUUUGAACUUAUCCGUAAAUAAUAUAAAUUACUUGCAUCCGGAGACGUUUGAAAAAUUGCAGUGCUUGAAAUCGCUCGAUUUGAGUCGCAACAAGCUCGAGGAUAUUCCGCGAAUUUCGAGUGAGACAGUGAUCAGCAUUCUGUCUCUUAAUUCUAACAAUGUUAAGAGUUUAAUUGCAAACGCUUUUGCGGAAAUGCCGAAGUUGACGAAAUUGUUAUUGAGAGGUAAUCAGAUCGUCGAGAUUAAUGUUAAAGCAUUUGCUGAACUUUCGCUUUUAGAAGUAUUAGAUCUUUCGAAGAACAAAUUGAGUUUUCUUCCGAAAGGAUGGAGCGAUUCUUUCAUGUCUUUAAAAUAUUUGCAUUUGAACGACAAUCAAUUUACUUCAUUAGAGUCUGUAUCUCUGGCAAGUGCGUUAUUGUCAUUGAUCGAGGUAAAUCUGGCGAUAAAUCCUUUGGAAUAUUUAGAUGUUAGCUAUUUCAAGAACUUGCCGCAGAAUCUUACUGUGAAUUUAGUGCAAAAAUCAAUAUAAGUUUGCAUGCUGGAAUUUCAAUAAAUUAAUGCAAGUCGAAUUAAUACUGUUAAAUCACACGUGUAUGUGCGUAAACAUAUAUUUAGUAAUAUUAAUAAAUAUUAAUAUUAAAACUAAUAUUUUAUUUAAAUAAUUUUAUUGAAAUUAAAAUGUUGAUUUACACGUACAAGAGAGGAAGGACGAG
Molecule: messenger RNA, 1636 nt
Organism: Nylanderia fulva
Lineage: Eukaryota; Metazoa; Arthropoda; Insecta; Hymenoptera; Formicidae
Source: RefSeq, a predicted model, not a curated record